CCCCUGCACUCUUUCCAAACCGUGGCCUCAAUUGACGCGCACGGGCCAGGCUGUAGCAAUUAGGGGACAGAUCGGGCGACGUGCUCGCUAGGACAGCUUGGUGCUGUUGCUUGCUGGCCAAUUUCACCAACCGCGACGACUUUUGACUUUCUCUUUUUUCUUCGUCAUCAACCACCACCACCACUACUCAUCACCACAAUCACCUUCGACGCCUUUUCUUUCAGCCUUUUCGGCGUUUUCAAUUGAUUUUCUACCAAGUUUAAUCCCACACACCACACCACACCACACCACACCACACCACACCAACAAUGUCCUCCCCCCGCGCCUCCUCCCCCUCCUCUCCCACAGGCGGCCCAGCAGGCGUCGCAACCGGCGCCCGCCCGUCUUCCCCCCCCCCUCCAGGAGGCGCCCGCACCGCCAUCCGCCGCCGUGCUGCUGCCGACCAAAAGGAGAAGAUCGCCAAUGCCAGACCCAACAGCACCCGCGCUGCGGGCGCGGGAGGCUCGAGCAGCACCAUGCUGAGGCUGUAUACCGACGAGAGCCCCGGGCUCAAGGUUGAUCCGGUUGUUGUGCUGGUGUUGAGCUUGGUGUUUAUUUUUAGUGUGGUUGCUUUGCAUAUUAUCGCCAAGAUUACGAGGAAAUUCUCGAGCUAA
Molecule: messenger RNA, 653 nt
Organism: Podospora bellae-mahoneyi
Lineage: Eukaryota; Fungi; Ascomycota; Sordariomycetes; Sordariales; Podosporaceae
Gene: SBH1
Product: Arf guanine nucleotide exchange factor sbh1
Exons: 3
Coding region: 309-653 (114 amino acids)
Biological process (GO): post-translational protein targeting to membrane, translocation; SRP-dependent cotranslational protein targeting to membrane, translocation
Cellular component (GO): membrane; Sec61 translocon complex
Molecular function (GO): guanyl-nucleotide exchange factor activity
Source: RefSeq, a predicted model, not a curated record